AGAGGGAGCGUCUCUGCCGAACUACAUCUCCCACAAUGCUCCUGGCUCAACUGCUCCUCGGCUCCGCCUGAGGCCCAGUGACCCCAGCCCGCCCCGGGACCCGAGCUGGGACUAGGGGUGGAGCGUGGGGACCUUGGUCUCGCUCCUUUGGCCCACAGCAGGGGACUCGGCCCCCUUCACAAGCCCGCAGGCCUAUCAGAUCCGGCCUGCAGUCUACACCAUCCCAGCCAGGAAAUAAUAUGGCCGCUGGAUCUGGGUCCAGGGCCGGAGGCGCGAGGAUAGUAGAAGCUAAAUCAGUGUUUGUUGAUUGACUGGCUAGAGGCAGCAUGACACAUCCCUGGAUUGAGGUGGAACAAAAAUUUGUCCCAAGACCAGGAAUCGAGGAUCGGUUGAAGGAACUGGGUGGCACUCAGGAGAGCCAGAUUUCUUUCCGAGAUAGCUACUAUGACACUCCAGAGCUUACUCUUAUGAAGGCCGACCACUGGCUUCGGCAUCGGGAAGGGAGUGGAUGGGAACUCAAGUGCCCUGGAGCAGGAGGCAACACCGGCUCGCAUACCAAGUACAUGGAGCUCACAGCAGAGGCUGCCAUAGCAGCCCACUUGUGUGAGAGGUUGGGGACUGCAGGGCUGGGCAUUGAGAGUGUAUCAGAGAUGCUGGGGCGGCUGGAGCUGCAGGAAGUAGCCAGUUUUGUCACAGAGAGGAGUGUCUGGAAACUGGCGCUCUCUGGAGCAGGUGAUGAAGAAGAGCCACUUACAGUGGACCUGGACACGGCAGACUUUGGCUAUGCAGUGGGCGAAGUAGAGGCUCUAGUUCGAGAAGAGGCUGAGGUGCCAAAAGCCCUGGAGAAGAUCCACAGUCUCAGCUCCUUGCUUGGUGUGUCACAACAGGAACAAACACCUGGCAAACUGAUUGUAUACCUGAAGCGCUUUAGGCCUCAGGACUACCAGCGCCUACUAGAAGUGGCCACAGAGAAAAAUGAUGAACAACAAGGGUCUGCAGCCAUAGAGAAUUAAACAGCUACGACAUGGGA
This is a messenger RNA of Antechinus flavipes (yellow-footed antechinus), 1030 nucleotides long. It is a transcript of the gene THTPA, whose product is annotated as thiamine triphosphatase. Gene Ontology annotation, biological process: thiamine diphosphate metabolic process; dephosphorylation; thiamine metabolic process. Lineage: Eukaryota; Metazoa; Chordata; Mammalia; Dasyuromorphia; Dasyuridae. The record is from RefSeq and is a predicted model, not a curated record. The transcript is spliced from 3 exons. The coding region runs from base 327 to 1013 and encodes 228 amino acids. Gene Ontology annotation, molecular function: thiamine triphosphate phosphatase activity; magnesium ion binding.